Messenger RNA from Perognathus longimembris pacificus (Pacific pocket mouse), 2094 nucleotides. RefSeq names its product melanoma-associated antigen B16-like. The transcript has 5 exons. Gene Ontology annotation, biological process: negative regulation of transcription by RNA polymerase II. Lineage: Eukaryota; Metazoa; Chordata; Mammalia; Rodentia; Heteromyidae. Bases 1 to 1272 code for a protein of 423 amino acids. Gene Ontology annotation, cellular component: nucleus. The record is from RefSeq and is a predicted model, not a curated record.
AUGUCCCAUGAAGAAAUACUGCAAAGUACGCAGUGGCACAAAUAUGGCAAACAUACGGUCACCUCUGAGGUAAUGGGGUUGGUGGUGGGCAUGUUGGCGGCGACAACCAGGGCAGAUUUGGAGCUGGGAGACUGCAAGCAAAUUUCCAAGCUGGUCUGGAAUCCACGACUAGUGGGCAUUUGUGGCUGGGAGACUAACAACUUGACAGCCAAAGUUCAUCCAGAAUUCAGGCAAUUCUACCUUUCCUGUCUUUCUUCACUGUUGCCAACUCUAAAAGUCAUCAUGUCCGAAGAUAAGAAGCUCCCACAGGGUUCCCAUGACAAAGGCCUUAAGCAGGGCCAUGAGCCCCAGGGCCAAGAAGCUGCCCAGGUCUCCCAGGCUGUGGAGGAAACACUGUCCUCCCCCAAUCCUGUGAUGCCAAGCAAUAUGCAGAUGGUUCCUGUUGCUCAGGCCCCCGGUAAUCCUGGGGGCCCAAGUGGCAUUCAUGCUGCCUGUGGAAGCGAAAGUGAUGAUAGCUCCAGUAGCGAAGAUGAGUCUAACCCAACCACUUUAGAAGGUCUUCUGGAUAAGAAAGUGUCUUUCUUGAUGAAUCUCAUGCUGCUCCAUUAUCAACGUAAAGAGCCAAUAAGCAAGGCAGAUAUGGUGAGGUAUGUCAUCAGAGAGCAUGAGAUCCUGUAUUCUGCAAUCUUAAAGAAAGCCUGUGUGCGCCUUGAGGUUAUCUUUGGCCUGGAAGUGAAGGAAAUGGAUGCCAUCAACCACUGCUAUGGCAUCUUCAUCAAACAAGGCUUCACCUAUGAUGGCAUGCAGUGUGGAGAAGUGGACAUUCCCAAGACUGGCCUCCUGAUAUUUGUCCUGGGUGUGAUCUUCAUGAAGGGCCACCGUGCCACUGAAGAGCACAUCUGGGAAGUGAUGAAGGAGACGGAGAUCUGUUGUCGCAAGAAGCACUUCAUCUUUGGUGAUCCCAAGCAGCUCUUCACCAUCGAAUUCGUGAAGGAAGGGUACCUGGAGUACCAGAAGGGGCCUGAUAGUGAUCCUGAGAAGUAUGAGCUGCUGUGGGGCCCAAGAGCCUAUGCUGAAACCACCAAGAUGAAAGUCCUAGAGUUUAUGGCCAAGGUUCAUGGGACUGAUCCCACUGAUUUCCCAUCUCUCUAUGAAGAGGCUCAGCUUGAGGAACAAGAAAGAGCCCUCUCCCGAAUGUCAGUCAGUGCUGCCUCCAGUUCUGUGGGCACUGAAAGUUCUGGUGGCAUGACCAGCAAAUUUCCCCACACUUAAGUCAGAGGUAAUUUUUUCAAGUAAUGGCUCCAUGAUAUUUGUUAGUGUUGAAAGAAUGUAGGCCCUAUUAGAACAUACUACACGUUUGUUUCUAAUGGUUUGUAACUUGGAAUGAUUGAUUUUUAUGUCUUUAGUUUAUUCUGACAAUACUGUUAGUUAGGUGAAGUAAUACAAAUUCUCUUUUCAUUGUGAAACAAAUUAUAAAGCAUUUGCUUUGUUGUUUGGACUGCAGUAAAAUAACAUAUUGUUUCUGUAGCUAUUUCUUUGAAAAUUGGGACAAAUUAAGCUUUAAGAUCUUUGCCAAUAGAAAUAGAAUAUUAUAGAAAUAUGCAGUUAUUUAGCUUGUUAUUAAUUUUAGUGCAAAUCUUACGCCAAUUAUGAGUGGCAUUCAUAGUUCAAUUUAGGACACGUGAAAUACAAAUCUUAGUCAUUGGAUCAAAUUCAGCAAGUUCUCUUAGGCCUAUAUGAAUUCAAAGGUGACUUUUUCAUGUUUAGACUGAGAAUAAUUAUUAGUUUUAAAGAAUAUAAGUUUUGGUUACCUUGUUUAAAAAAUGUAUCAUCUAGCCAUACUUAUUUUGUAUCUGUAAGUUUCCAAUGUACUAAUGUUUUCUUUUUUCCUAUUAUUCUUUUUCCUGUGGCUCUUGCUAAAAUCUAUUUAGGAGAGUUGUUCAGCUAUUAGAGAUGUGAUGAAAAUUUUGUUAAGAUGAUGCAAUAACAGCACAAAUUUGCAGAUAAAAACCAACACCAAGGAAAACUUGUGAAAAAAUGCCAAGAAUAUUGUUGGUUCCCAAUGUGUUAUUUUUUAAAGAUUGUAUUUUUAAU